Messenger RNA from Ficedula albicollis (Collared flycatcher), 342 nucleotides. RefSeq names its product WW domain-binding protein 2-like. Lineage: Eukaryota; Metazoa; Chordata; Aves; Passeriformes; Muscicapidae. The record is from RefSeq and is a predicted model, not a curated record. The transcript has 2 exons. Gene Ontology annotation, cellular component: nucleus. Gene Ontology annotation, molecular function: chromatin DNA binding; transcription coactivator activity. The annotation marks the transcript as partial. Gene Ontology annotation, biological process: positive regulation of DNA-templated transcription.
UCCCUUCCACGUGUGAUGAGGGUAUGUGUCAGAGCUGUUACCAAGUUUGUCUUUCCAACCUGUCUGAUUUCUUCCUGCAGUGUCCUCAAGCAGUGUAAAGAUGUGGAGCUCUCCUUCAGUGACGUGACAGGCAAGCCUGAAAUCUUCAAAGGCACCAAGAAAGGAAUGCUGUAUCUCACCCCUUACAGGAUGAUCUUUGUGUCCAAGGGCAAGGAUCCUAUGCUGUCUUUCAUGAUGCCAUUUUAUUUGGUGAAAGGAUGUUCAAUCGAGCAGCCUGUUUUCUCUGCCAAUUACAUCAAAGGACAGAUCCAGGCUGAGGCUGGAGGUAGGUGCCAGUGCUUU